AUGGGCAAAUUCACUAGAAGCUUGCGCCCUUCGAUGGGUUCUCGUCCCCAAUCAGCCGUUUUUGAGAAGUCCAGCCGUCCUUCCUCAGGAGUCUUCUCAUCCUCUUCACGACCAUCAUCUGGCGUUUUCGAUGCUGCCGACAUUCCAAGAUCUGACGCAUCUGAGACGAGCAACCGUGAGCUUGCCGAGUUGGCCCAAGAUCUCAAGGUUAGUCGCCAUUACAUUUCUGACUAG
This is a messenger RNA of Aureobasidium musti, 234 nucleotides long. NCBI's taxonomy places the organism in Eukaryota, Fungi, Ascomycota, Dothideomycetes, Dothideales, Saccotheciaceae. The record is from the annotation of a GenBank genome assembly.